GAGAAACAGGAAGUGAGAAAUUGGUAAAUUGAGUGGAGAAGACGAAGAAGAAGAAGAAUAGAUGACGAAGACGAAGAGCCAGAGCGACAAGAUGUCUCUGGAAGACUACCUCCUUCUCAUUCAGUCUCGCUCCACCCUCCACCUCACCGUCACUCAACUCAAUCAGAUCAUCAGCAUGCACGGAUUCAAAAAGCUUCACAGAAUUCCCAAGAAAGAUCUGAGCGAAGCCGUGAGCACACUGGACCUGGAGGAACCGAGCCGCUCUACACUCCGGGACUACAUCUCGCCGGUGGUCCACACUUGUCCGAACGACGUCGUCGUCGCUGACAUGAACGCCCUGAGCUGGCAAGAGUGCUGCAUCACCGCCGUCCACACGUUGAGCUCGUGUCAUCAAAACGACGCCGUCGAGUGCUCGAACAAUCACCGCUCCGGUGCUACUUCAUCUCAAGGAAAGACGCCAUUGAAGAAAUUGGUGCAGAGGAGGAAGAGACGGACUCAGGAGAGCGGCGGUGCGGUGGCGAAGAAGCAGGGGAAGAGAUCGGAAAACAACGGUGGCGGCGGCGCUACUCUUGCUUUGGAUUGUGUUUCGAUGGAUUCGUAUUCUUUCAGUUGAUUUCCUGCAACACCGAAGCAUUUUCAGGCGUUUUGGAUGGAGGUUUUGGCGACGCAGCCUCUCGGAGUUUGUUGGUUAGUGGUAGAUCUGUGAAUUUCGUAAAAACAAAGGGUUGUUUCUGUAGUUUAGUGGCGGAGUAUAAUUAGAAGUGCUUUUGGUAUCUGCUGACACAAAUCUGAGCUGAACAGAAAUUUUCUGGAUUGCAAUUACAAUUUCAUCAGUAAUUGGUAAUUUGGUAUU
Molecule: messenger RNA, 853 nt
Organism: Fragaria vesca subsp. vesca
Lineage: Eukaryota; Viridiplantae; Streptophyta; Magnoliopsida; Rosales; Rosaceae
Exons: 4
Coding region: 62-613 (183 amino acids)
Source: RefSeq, a predicted model, not a curated record